CGGUCGGUGGGUCGGACCUGUCCGCGGUGCUGGCGGAGGCUCCAGGUUGCCUGUGACCCGACCCACCCUCCCUUCCGUUCUGGCCCGGGGGGCUGAGAAGAAAAUGGAGGCCCGGAAAGGGAAGGGGACUUGUCCAAGGUCAUAUACCAUAAGAUGCCCCAAUGUUGUUUUCAGCUAAGGAGGAGGCUCCUGAGGGCCUGUGGGCAAAGUUGGAUAUUACUAGUUUCAGGCAGUCAGCCCACAAGCCUUUAUCACGUGCUUACUGUGUACCAGGCAUUGUGCUAGGUUCUGGCAUACAAAGACAAAACUGAGACAGUGCUUGCCUUUGAGGAACUUACAUUCUACUGCGAUAUACAUGUUUACAGAGACAUAAAUACAGGAUAUAUACAAGCUUCCUGAUAAUCUAAUGUCCGAAGAAAGUGACUCUCUGAGAACAAGCCCCUCUGUGGCGUCUCUGUCUGAAAAUGAGCUACAGCUCUCCAAACAGCCUGGGUAUGUGUGCUCCCUGACGGAGGAGCUCAUCACCAAAGCCCGGGAGGAGCUGCAGGAGAAACCAGAAUGGCGGCUCCGGGAUGUUCAAGCCCUUCGAGACAUGGUGUGUAAAGACUAUCCCAACCUAAGUACAUCCUUGGACGAUGCUUUUCUCCUACGCUUUCUCAGAGCCCGAAAGUUUGACUAUGACCGAGCCUUGCAGCUUCUGGUCAACUAUCACAGCUGUCGGAGGAGCUGGCCCGAAGUGUUUGACAACCUGAAGCCCUCUGCCCUAACUGAGGUUCUGGCUUCAGGUUUUCUCACAGUGCUGCCUCACUCGGACCCUAGAGGCUGCCAGGUAGUUUGCCUUCGUCCAGAUAGAUGGAUUCCAAGUAACUACCCAAUUACCGAGAACAUUCGUGCCAUAUACUUAACGUUAGAAAAGUUGAUCCAAUCCGAGGAGACCCAGGUAAACGGAAUCGUCAUCCUCGCGGACUACAAAGGAGUUGGCUUAGCCAAGGCUUCCCAUUUUGGUCCUUUUAUAGCCAAAAAAGUGAUUGGAAUUCUCCAGGAUGGGUUUCCCAUUAGAAUAAAAGCUGUCAAUAUUGUAAAUGAACCUCGAAUAUUCAAAGGCAUUUUUGCUAUCAUAAAACCAUUUCUGAAGGAGAAAAUAGCUAACAGAUUUUUCCUUCAUGGAUCUGACUUGAAUUCUCUACACCUGAACCUUCCAAAGAGCAUCCUUCCUAAGGAGUAUGGAGGCACUGCUGGGGAGCUGGAUGCAAAUGCCUGGAAGGAGGUGCUGCUGGCCUCAGAGGAGGACUUUGUGAAGGAGUUCUGCAGGCCUCUCCCUCCCAGCAGUAGCCUCCUCCAGGACACCACGAUGGUGGAGGGAAUAACCUCUGAGGUUCAGGGCGAUGACUCCAUUCGAGGAGUAAAGUCACAGCUGUACUCCUGCUAUUAACGAAGAAGUCACAUGGUUUUCUACAUACGUUGCAGCCAUUAAGUAAUUUCUUUCUCCCUCCUAAAGCAUAAAAGGAGAAUUUGAAGUCCCAUAAGUUUUGGCCCUAUCCAUUAUCACUGAACAGAAUUUAUGCCUAAUGAAGUUAUGAUCAGCUUUAAAAUACCAAUAUGUUACAAAAGGUGGCAUGUACGUAAGUUGCUUGAGAAUCAGUCUAAGACAGACCUUUGUAGUCUACCUUUAGGCCCCUGGGGAAUAUAGUCAGUGGUCAAGUUUCAUGAACCCAACUUUGAAAUCAUUCAUCUGGUAGCUGUACUUUCAGAAUAUAUCCUGUAAUUUUUAUCAGUUUGGGUAUUUCCUUCCUCAAUACAGAUUUCAACUCUUCCAUGCUUUGGUAGAUAGUUUCAUGAGCUUCUGAGCAAAAGCAAUCUCCCACAUAGUGACCAACCCACUGGUGUUGAAGCUCUCUGCACUUAGCUAUUCUUAUCCUUGGGUAGCAAGCCUACUCGUCUGUUGCUAGGGCUUUCCUUGAAAUCCUUCCAUCUUGAUGGGACCAGCCAAAGCUUGUGCUCCCUUGGCAUUGCCUUUGAGAACCCAGGCCACGCCGAGGAUUGGAGGGAAGGAAUCUCAUAACUAUUGCAAAAAAAAUCCAGCAGGGGGCAGUCCAAGGAAAAGAGAGGUCUGCUGUCCUGGAGAAACCAGCCUGUGUGUGACGGGUGAGCCCAUUCGGUUACAGUGGAGAUUGCUAGUAAGAUUAUGAAGAUUAUUGGAGGUCCCCUCAUGUCUGGCUUCACAACCAUCUGUCUUAAAGAUCACUUUCCCUGCACUCCUCCUUACUGUCCUCACUGUGACCUAUCAGGAGCUGCUAAUUCAUUACCUGUACUUUUUAAACUGUAAUGUUUCUUGCUGCAGUAUAGAAGCAUCAGGGCACCUUCAGAGAGUUUCCUUUCAGAAUUCAGGAGCCAAAGAUACUGUGGCCCCCUCGGAGACUCCUGCUGCCAUGAUCCCAUUUUUCCAGUAGCCCUGAAGUCUUAACCCUCAUUCUUUACUGAAUAUCAUUCCCAGGAAGGUAGCCAAUAUGGCAGCAUGAUUGUGGAAGGGUACAAUUUUAAUUGACUUAAAAUCACCAGAUUUCAGUGUAGUAUAACGAAAAGAGCACCAGUCAACGGUCCCUGUAGUUUACUCUGGUAUCUGGUCCCAUUUCUGCCACUAACUCAUAGUGGAGCUCAGUCUCUGUGGACCUCAGAUUCUUUUUAGCUGUAAGAUUCUGGCACUCAGUUUAGUUACCGUGUAGUAUCCUGCAUCAGUCUUCUACUUGCUGGUGGAAGCUGUGGCACAGUGGGGAGAGUUGGACUCAGAAUCAAGACCUGGGUUCUAACACAUGCUGGGCAGAUCAUUUAACCUGUUGGUGCUCUAGUUAGCUCUAAGCCUGUAAGUUACAGAGAAGGUGCUGAAUUGUAGUUGUAGAGGAAGUUUGCUCACGUUGGAGUUCCUGGUGAAAUCCCAGGGCUAGUCCUUAUCCCUUCCCCCUACUAAGACGAAAAGCUGGACCAGACUAGGGAGAUCUUGUCAUCUCUAUUUGUAGGUAGGCAUCACUAGGGGGAGUUCCCACACCACUUGGCAUUCCAGGACUUUAGGCGCUGAAAUCUUUGCUAAAGAUAAUUUUUUUUUUUAGCGACCUGUAAUAUUGUGAAGCCAGCAAAAGGUCUCUGAGUACUUAAAAAUUCAUAGGGUUUUGGGAACCAAAUGGAGAUACGACGUUAAAAAGGCGCAUAUGUUCUCAAGAUUUCCUGCAAGCUUUUUGUCUGUAGAUGUAAGUUAUGCCUGCUCAUUAGGAUUCCUGAGCUGCUUUGCCACUCCACCCCUGCCUCUUGUCUCCCUCAUCCCAGCUUGAGAGCCCCUGUAAUGUAUCAGCUAGAGUCAGGUCAGCCAUUCUUAACCUGGGCUGGGACUUUGAGCACUUUACAUCCUCAGUGUCAAGAUUUGCCUUUGCCCUGCACCCCAGUAGGAUUGAGGUUUGAUGUUUUUAGACCUGGUUUAUGUCUGAUUUAUUGCAUAUACAAGAUGGUUUAAAAUUGUAGCCUCACCCUUGAUGUGCCUCUUCUCUGCAUUUAUUUUAAUAUACUGUAAAACCAAGAGCAAGGCAUAUGUUUAGUUCCCUAGAAGCAGAGCAACCAAGACAUACAGAAGCCAUUUGUUUAUACCUUUACUACCAGGUAGUUCAUCUGUACAGCAAUUUCUGAAAAGCACUUUCUUGACAGGUUUUUUUCUGGUGAAAUUCCAUUUACUUUGCCUUCUUGGUGCCAAUUUUUUUUCAAGGAAAGCUUAUCUCCCUGUAGAUUAAUACUGUGUUCUCUAGGAAUAGCCAAGACAUUACAUAUUUUGAAUGCCAAAAUGACAAUGGCAGUGUGCCUCAAAUCACCAAAAAUGGCCUGGAAAAACAAAGGCUUUCAGCCUUGGGAGUCCUCAGAAGUGAAGAUUUCGUCUACUUCAGUAGGGAAAACCCAUUCCUGAAAGUAGAGACAAAUUUUCAUCAGGGCUUGUUGGAUUUAGAUUAAGACUCACCUAGGCCAGUAGUAAGAAGUAGGAUUAGCAGAGGAAAGUUGAAAAUCUGACAAGAGUAGAAUAGGAGGAUACUUGAUCAGAAGUUCUUUCCAGUCACUGGAAGAAGAGGUAAAUGGAAAAAAAUUACCUUGGUCCAAGGUUUCUAAGCAUUAGUGGCUUCAGUGAAUGACAUUCUGAAUUACCCAGCAUUAACUGUUUGUUCAUAACUCUAAUAUGAAUGAUGUAGCAAAUCUAGAGAAGUUACACAAAGACCAGGGCAUGUCCAGUUCCCCUUGGUUCUUCCAGGAGUCUCAGAAUCCAGAUCUUGUCAAUGGGUGCCCUCAUUAUGAUGGGACCAAGGCUGGAGUAUCUUUUCUUGAAACGCUGUGACUACGGGAGGAUGUUUGGGCACUAGACAGCUAAGAAGAGUUGAGCAAGGAUUAUGAAUGGGGAACUCGAUUGCAUUGGAGUGCAGGUGAUCCCUACACACUCUCAUUGAGGCAUUUUAAGGAAUUCUUUCCUGGCAGUGAAUAAGGAAAGCAAAAGACAUCUGUGGGUCAGGCUUUUUUCCUUUGGCUUUGAUGUGAAGUGAAAUACCAACAAGAGGGAUGUUAGUACUGGAAGCAGAUUGUACCAUAAAUCAUACUUAUCAUGACUUUUAAAAGUGAGAGUUCCAGCUGUCACAGAUGCAUAAGAUUACUUCCUUUGGAUCUCCCUUUGAGGAAAAGUCCUAGCCAAUUUUAUAAAUGUCUGAAGCUGUGUCUAAACCCUAUAUUGUGCCAUUGCCUCGGCCUGAAUCACCCUUACUACCACCAUUCACAAUUUGGCUCUCAGUUGCUCCAUUUGCAAAAACAAAACUAGAUUAUCUCUAAGUCUUCUUUCAGCUCUAACGUCUGUGACUUUAUGAUCAACUGUUGUAUUUAGAGGAUGUGCCCCUUUUAUUAAUUGGCCCAUUCAAAUUGAUUUGAUUUUCCUUUUGAUUUCUCCUAGCUCAGAAUUCUAGAACACUGCAGUCCCCUCCUGAGUUCAUCUUGUUCCUUAGCUGAGGACAAAUUAGGAGUUUUAGAAGCAAACGAAAGAGGGAGCUUUGUUUUUAGUAAAAAAAAGCUCUGGGUUUGUAGUCAGAAGACAUGGGUUUUUUAAUCCUGUGACCUAGAGCAUGAUUUUCCCCCUGUUUAAGCCAGAGUUUCUUCCUUUGUAAAAUGAGAGGAUUUGAGGGGCAGCUAGGUGGCGCAGUGGAUAGAGCACUGGCCCU
This is a messenger RNA of Vombatus ursinus (common wombat), 5228 nucleotides long. It is a transcript of the gene TTPAL, whose product is annotated as alpha tocopherol transfer protein like. Bases 407 to 1432 code for a protein of 341 amino acids. Lineage: Eukaryota; Metazoa; Chordata; Mammalia; Diprotodontia; Vombatidae. The transcript has 6 exons. Gene Ontology annotation, molecular function: phosphatidylinositol bisphosphate binding. The record is from RefSeq and is a predicted model, not a curated record. Gene Ontology annotation, cellular component: membrane.